AUGUGGUUUGCUGAAGGAAAUCAGAGUGCUGGAGCCACAUUCACCCUCUUGGGCUUCUCAGAAUAUCCCAAUCUCCAGGUACCCUUGUUCCUGGUUUUCCUCACCAUCUAUGCAGUCACCGUGGUGGGGAACCUGGGCAUGAUCGCCAUCAUCAGGAUCAGUCCCAAACUCCACACCCCCAUGUACUUUUUUCUCAGUCACUUGUCCUUUGUUGAUUUCUGCUAUUCCACCACAGUUACACCCAAACUCUUGGAGAAUUUGGUUAUGGAAGACAGAACCAUCUCUUUCACGGGAUGCAUCAUGCAGUUCUUCUCGGCUUGUAUGUUUGCAGUGGCAGAGGCGUUCAUGUUGGCAGUGAUGGCCUAUCACCAAUUUGUGGCCAUUUGUAAGCCUCUACUCUACCCAGUGGUCAUGUCCCCAAAGCUCUGUGCAUCGUUAGUGGCCAGUCCCUACACGUGGGGUGUAGUCUGCUCCCUGACACUCACCUGUUCUCUCCUGGCGUUAUCCUUCUGUGGGUCUAGCAUCAUAAAUAAUUUCCUCUGUGAGCACUCUGUCAUUGUCUCUGUCUCCUGCUCUGACCCCUUCAUCAGCCAAGUGCUCUGUUUUGCCAUCGCCAUAUUCAAUGAGGUGGGCAGCCUGGCAAUUAUCCUCACUACUUAUUUUCCAUUUUUGCCACUAUCAGAAAAAUGCCCUCUGCUGGGGGGGGGGGGGUGCCAAAAAGCCUUCUCUACUUGUGCCGCCCAUCUGAUCGCCAUCACCAUGUUCCAUGGGACUAUCCUGUUCAUUUAUUGUGUACCCAGGUCCAAAAACUCAUGGCUCAUGGUCAAAGAAAGUUCUGUCUUUUAUACAGUGGUAAGUCCCAUGCUGAACCCUCUGAUCUAUAGCCUCAGAAACAAAGAUGUAAAAGAGAGUGUCAGGAAAUUACUGAAUCACUUAAUACAAUUUGGUUGA
This is a messenger RNA of Dama dama (fallow deer), 951 nucleotides long. Its product is annotated as olfactory receptor 5D13-like. Gene Ontology annotation, cellular component: membrane. The record is from RefSeq and is a predicted model, not a curated record. Gene Ontology annotation, biological process: G protein-coupled receptor signaling pathway; sensory perception of smell. Gene Ontology annotation, molecular function: G protein-coupled receptor activity; odorant binding; olfactory receptor activity. Lineage: Eukaryota; Metazoa; Chordata; Mammalia; Artiodactyla; Cervidae. The transcript has a single exon. The coding region runs from base 1 to 951 and encodes 316 amino acids.